This is a messenger RNA of Lactuca virosa, 2804 nucleotides long. Lineage: Eukaryota; Viridiplantae; Streptophyta; Magnoliopsida; Asterales; Asteraceae. The record is from the annotation of a GenBank genome assembly.
CUCUCUCUCUCUCCAGUGACCUAAAGGCCUUCACUGAGCUACCGAACCUCUGUGUGUUUGUGUAUUUAUACAUCUACUUUCUCUCUCAAGAAGUGUCUAAUUUGCAAGACACAAUGGGCGCUUCGCUACCUCCCAAGGAGGCCAACCUGUUCAAGCUAAUCGUCAAAUCUUAUGAAACAAAACAGUAUAAAAAGGGGCUGAAGGCUGCAGAUGCUAUAUUGAAGAAGUUCCCAGAUCAUGGAGAAACUCUUUCGAUGAAAGGAUUGACAUUGAAUUGUAUGGACCGAAAGUCAGAAGCAUAUGAGCUAGUACGAUUGGGUUUAAAGAAUGACUUGAAAAGCCAUGUUUGCUGGCAUGUUUAUGGGCUUCUGUAUCGGUCAGACAGAGAGUAUAGGGAGGCAAUUAAAUGUUACAGAAAUGCUCUGAGGAUAGAUCCUGACAAUAUUGAAAUCUUGAGGGACCUAUCACUUCUACAGGCACAAAUGCGGGAUUUGUCAGGUUUUGUUGAAACCAGACAACAAUUGUUGACUUUGAAACCAAAUCAUCGCAUGAAUUGGAUUGGUUUUGCAGUUUCUCAUCAUUUGAACUCAAAUGCUUCAAAAGCUAUUGAUAUUCUAGAAGCAUAUGAAGGGACUCUUGAGGAUGAUUAUCCUCCAGAUAAUGAACGUUGUGAGCAUGGUGAAAUGUUGUUAUAUAAGAUAUCUUUAUUGGAGGAAUGUGGAUUGAUUGAGAAAGCUCUUCAGGAGUUGAACAAGAAAGAAUUCAAGAUUGUUGAUAAGUUAUCCUACAAGGAAGAGGAGGUUUCUCUUCUUGUGAAACUUAAUCGCUUUGAAGAAGGUGAAAAGUUGUAUAGAGUUCUCCUAUCAAUGAAUCCUGACAACUACAAAUACUAUGAAGGAUUGCAAAAGUGUGUUGGAUUACACUCAAAGAUUGGUCAAUAUUCAUCUGAAGAAAUUGAUCAGUUGGACACAUUGUACAAAUCACUUGCUCAACAAUACACCUGGUCUUCUGCUGUUAAGAGGAUCCCCUUAGAUUUUCUGGAGGGUGUAAAAUUCCGUGAUGCAGCAGAUAACUAUGUUAGGCCUCUCCUAACAAAGGGUGUCCCUUCACUAUUCUCUGACCUUUCUCCUCUAUAUAAUCACCCUGGAAAGGCUGAUAUUCUUGAAAAAUUACUCCUUGAUAUUGAGGAAUCAAUCAAGACAACUGGUGGAUACCCCGGAAGGUCAGAAAAAGAGCCACCCUCAACACUUAUGUGGACCAUGUUUUAUUUGGCUCAGCAUUAUGACAGACGAGGGCUGUAUGAUAUUGCUCUUGCUAAAAUCGAUGAAGCCAUGCAACACACUCCAACUGUUAUCGAUUUAUACUCUGUCAAGAGCAAGAUAUUAAAACAUGGUGGAGACUUUACAGCAGCUGCUGCUUUAGCAGAUGAAGCUAGGUGCAUGGAUCUUGCAGAUCGUUAUGUAAAUAGUCAAUGUGUCAAACGAAUGUUACAAGCUGAUCAGGUUCCACUUGCAGAAAAGACAGCUGUAUUGUUCACAAAAGAUGGAGAUCAGCACAAUAACCUUCAUGAUAUGCAGUGCAUGUGGUAUGAACUUGCUUCUGGAGAAAGUUAUUUGAGGCAGGGUGAUCUUGGACGUGCUUUGAAAAAAUUCUUGGGUGUAGAGAAACAUUAUGCAGAUAUUACAGAAGAUCAAUUUGAUUUUCAUUCUUAUUGUUUAAGAAAAAUGACUCUGCGUGCUUAUAUUGAAAUGUUAAGGUUUCAAGAUCGACUUCAUGCACAUAAUUACUUUAGGAAGGCAGCAGUUGGAGCUAUAAGAUGUUAUAUUAAGCUGUAUGAUUCUCCUUCAAAGCCGUCUACUGAAGAAGACGAUGAGCUGGCAAAACUACCUGCUUCUCAGAAAAAGAAAUUGAGGCAAAAACAGAGGAAGGCUGAAGCACGAGCUAAGAAAGAGGCAGAAGUGAAAAGUGAGGAAGCAGUGGGUGGUGUUUCCAAGUCUGGGAAACGAAAUGUCAAGCCAGUUGAUCCAGAUCCACAUGGAGAGAAGCUAUUACAGACUGAAUAUCCGUUAAUGGAAGCUGGAAAGUAUCUAAAGCUGCUUCAGAAACAUUCAUCUGAUUCCUUGGUGACACAUUUGCUUUCUUUUGAAGUAAAUAUGCGAAAACAAAAGAUCUUGCUUGCAUUACAGGCCCUGAAGCAACUACAACGAUUAGAUGCUGGAAACCCGGACUCUCACCGAUGCUUGAUAAGAUUCUUCCAUAAAGUGGCAUCAAGGCCAGCUCCUGUCACUGAUGGUGAAAAACUGAUUUCUGGUGUCCUUGAAGCAGAGCGACCUACUUUCAGUCAGUUGCAUGACAAAUCUCUGAUGGAGGCAAAUACUAUUUUCCUCGAACAACAUAAAGAUUCCUUGAUGCACAGAGCAGCAGUUGCUGAGAUGAUUUACUGUUUAGAACCAAACAAGAAAGGAGAGGCGAUUAAAUUAAUACAAGAUUCACCCAAUAACCUUGUGUCUAGUAAUGGAUCGGUUAGAGAAUGGAAGCUUAAAGACUGUAUUGCAGUUCGCAAAACAUUGGAGGCUAUUUUCAAUGAUCAUGAUGCUGCAUCCAGAUGGAAAGUCCGAUGUGCAGAUUACUUUCCGUACUCGACCUACUUCGAAGGCCGCCAUUGCUCUACUCUCACCGGAAACAGCGAUUCCAAACAUUCACACGCUGAAAAUGGAUCGAUUCCAUUCCUUCCAUCAAAUGGAAAAGUUUGGAGAGAAAAUGGCACCUCACACAACCAGUUAAAGUAUUUGAUGUCUUUUUAG